This is a messenger RNA of Arabidopsis lyrata subsp. lyrata, 2113 nucleotides long. RefSeq names its product flap endonuclease GEN-like 1. Gene Ontology annotation, molecular function: 5'-flap endonuclease activity; DNA binding. Gene Ontology annotation, biological process: pollen development. The record is from RefSeq and is a predicted model, not a curated record. NCBI's taxonomy places the organism in Eukaryota, Viridiplantae, Streptophyta, Magnoliopsida, Brassicales, Brassicaceae.
UAUACAUCAUCCGGGCUAGUUGUUAGGCCCAUAAUCGUGGCGGGUGAUGUAAGGAUGCCAUAAAUAGGUAGGUACAACACAAGCGAGUCCAACAACACUCCCAUAACGGUCAGAAAUUCAUUCUCUCCGUCGGCUUCCUUUUUUAAUUCGCCUUGUGGGUUUAGGCGAUUCGGUUAGUGAUCCUCCGCUCCGCUUGUCAAUUACGGCAAUUGAUUGAAUGGGUGUGGGAGGCAAUUUCUGGGAUUUGCUGAGGCCUUAUGCUCAACAACGAGGGUUUGAUUAUCUCAGAAACAAACGCGUCGCUGUUGAUCUCUCCUUCUGGAUCGUUCAGCAUGAAACCGCUGUUAAGGGUUUUGUCCUUAAACCUCACCUCAGGCUCACUUUCUUCCGUACUAUCAACCUCUUCUCAAAGUUUGGAGCGUAUCCAGUUUUUGUGGUUGAUGGAACACCAUCACCUUUGAAAUCUCAGGCGAGAAUCUCCAGGUUUUUCCGGUCUUCUGGAAUUGAUACUUGUAAUCUGCCUGUGAUUAAAGAUGGCGUCUCCGUUGAGAGAAAUAAGCUGUUUUGUGAAUGGGUUAAGGAAUGUGUGGAGCUACUCGAAUUGCUCAGUAUUCCGGUGCUGAAAGCAAAUGGUGAGGCUGAAGCUCUCUGUGCACAGUUAAACAGCGAAGGUUAUGUGGAUGCUUGCAUUACUCCUGAUAGUGAUGCUUUCCUAUUUGGUGCUAAGUGCGUGAUCAAAGAUAUCAAGCCUAAUUCAAGAGAGCCUUUUGAAUGCUACCAUAUGUCAGAUAUUGAGUCUGGCCUUGGUCUGAAGCGGAAACACUUGAUAGCUAUUUCUCUAUUGGUUGGAAACGACUAUGAUUCAGGCGGUGUUCUUGGGAUUGGUGUGGAUAAAGCACUCCGCAUUGUUCGUGAGUUUUCUGAAGACGAGAUACUUGAAAGACUACAGGACAUUGGAAAAGGGUUGAAACCUACAGUUCCUGGUGGAAUCAAAUCUGUGGAUGAUGGUGAAGAAUUCCGCUCAGAGAUGAAAAAAAGAUCUCCUCACUGUUCCCGUUGUGGACACCUGGGCAGCAAGAGAACUCAUUUUAAGUCCUCUUGUGAGCAUUGUGGUUGUGAUAGUGGUUGUAUUAAGAAACCAUUAGGGUUUAGAUGUGAAUGCUCCUUUUGUUCCAAGGAUCGAGAGUUAAAGGAACAGAAGAAAAAUGAUUGGUGGAUCAAAGUCUGUGAUAAGAUUGCUCUAGCGCCAGAAUUUCCCAACAGAAAGAUUAUUGAACUCUAUCUAUCCGAUGGUUUGACGGCAGAAGAUGGCUCGUCAAUGUCUUGGGGAACUCCUGAUACUGGAAUGCUAGUGGAUCUCAUGGUUUUCAAACUGCACUGGGACCCAUCUUAUGUUAGAAAAAUGUUGCUUCCGAUGUUGUCGACCAUUUAUCUAAGAGAAAAGGCAAGAAACAGCACAGGAAACGCUUUGUUAUGUGAUCAAUACGAAUUUCAUUCAAUCAAGUGCAUAAAAACUAGAUAUGGGAAUCAGUCUUUUGUGAUAAGGUGGAGAAAACCCAUAUCUAUAAGUGGUUAUAGUCACAGUCAAAGCGAGCCAGAAGAAUCAAUUGUUGUAUUGGAAGAAGAACUGGUGGAAGAAGAAGAGUCUGUUGAUCCGUUAGAUGGUUUAAAUGAACCUCAGGUGCAAAAUGAUAAUGGUGACUGCUUCUUGCUAACUGAUGAAUGCAUAGGACUUGUUGAGUCUGCUUUCCCUGAUGAAACAGAGCAUUUUCUACAUGAGAAGAAACUGAGAGAGUCGAAAAAGAAGAAUGUUUCUGAAGAAACAGCAACACCAAGACCAACAACAAUGGGUGUACAAAGAAGCAUUACCGAUUUCUACCGUUCAGCGAAAGCAGCACCAGGUCAAAGUAUAGAGACUGGCGGGAGUUCAAGAGCUUCUGCGGAAAAGAAGAGACAGGCAACUUCUACUAGUAGUAGUAACCUUUCAAAGUCUGUAAGGCGUCGUCUCUUGUUUGGAUAGAACAUUCUUGAUUCUGACUUGAGAGUAAACCCAAUUUUUUGGUCUGUAUAUAAAAAGGAAACUUUGCAUUUUUUAAUUAAAAGAUUUCAAAAA